AUGGUUAAAAAGCCUGGCCCUGGGACCCGCCAUUUUCUGUGGGGGCAGGCGGGAAAGGCGGGAAGUCGCCGAGGAGGCAGCGCGAGUACGGCCGCGAGACGACCCACGGCGCCCACGGUCGCAGCAGCGCGAGGCGGACGAGCUCAGAUACAGCACCAUUUCUUAACCUCAGGACAAACACAGCCUCAUUAAAAUCAUUCUUCUCCAAACUCGCUUUGAAACAACCAGGUCUUUUCAAACUUCCUAAACGUCACCAUGAAAGCGGCCAGUGUAGCCUCUGCGGGCAGCUCUUCUGUCUGUUGAUGCCUGCCAGUGUUUACACUGAGGCGCUCUGCCUGCUUACUUGAAGUAAUUCCCAUGAGGUCCAGUGGAACGUACCCAGAGCUAAACGUUUUGCGCCCUAAGGAACUCCCAGGAUGGCCCGUACCAAGCAGACUGCCCGUAAAUCCACUGGUGGGAAGGCGCCACGAAAGCAGCUGGCCACGAAAGCUGCUCGGAAAAGUGCACCGUCUACUGGUGGAGUGAAAAAACCUCACCGCUAUAGGCCUGGCACUGUGGCCCUGCGGGAAAUCCGGCGGUAUCAAAAGUCCACAGAGUUGCUGAUCCGCAAGCUGCCGUUCCAGCGCCUGGUCCGUGAAAUUGCUCAGGAUUUCAAGACAGACCUGCGAUUCCAGAGUGCUGCCAUUGGAGCUUUGCAGGAAGCCAGUGAGGCGUACCUUGUGGGUCUGUUUGAGGAUACCAACCUGUGUGCCAUCCAUGCCAAGCGGGUCACUAUCAUGCCAAAGGAUAUACAGCUGGCCCGUCGCAUCCGUGGCGAACGAGCUUAAGUUCUACUCCCCUUCCAACACUUAAACCUCUUUCUUGGUAGCCCCACCCUGCUUGUGUAUUAGAAUACACUCCAGGUUUUCCUCUUUUUUUUUUUUCUCUCUCUCUCCUACUCCUGUUUGUAGUAGCUAGGACAUGUGAGGAAAUGUUAGAUACUCUAUCAUAGUAGUUCUCCAAGAUCAGGAGACCUGAUUGCUAUUCAUCAUGUACAAGCAAAAAAAGAAAGAAAACAAAACCUUUGAAAUCUGCAAGACUUCUGGAUCAUGUUUUUUUGUAAAACUUUUUUUUUCCAGAAUUGCAAAAAAAAUCCAAACCAACCAACCCAACAGGGGACACUUUUGAAUAAUCUGGUUUUAUAUACAAAACUUAAAUAGAUAUAGGCAUUUCAGCGGUAGAGUUUUUGGUCUUGAGUUUGUAAAAUAUUUGCAAACACUACACACUUCUGUUUACUGUGCGGGUUUUUUUUUUUCCUUUGUAUUUAGGCAAGGAGUGCUUUCUUAACCCUUUAUUUUCCUCUUUUCCAUUUGUCUUGUGUCUGUGACUCUAACCUUUGUAUCAAUAGGGAACCACCUUGAGACAAUAAGGAAACAAAUAAAUGUUGAAUGACAACA
This is a messenger RNA of Candoia aspera, 1436 nucleotides long. RefSeq names its product histone H3.3A. The record is from RefSeq and is a predicted model, not a curated record. Gene Ontology annotation, molecular function: DNA binding; structural constituent of chromatin; protein heterodimerization activity. NCBI's taxonomy places the organism in Eukaryota, Metazoa, Chordata, Lepidosauria, Squamata, Candoiidae. The transcript has 5 exons. Gene Ontology annotation, cellular component: nucleus; nucleosome. Bases 417 to 827 code for a protein of 136 amino acids.